Messenger RNA from Corticium candelabrum, 1499 nucleotides. RefSeq lists its product as uncharacterized. The record is from RefSeq and is a predicted model, not a curated record. The transcript has 7 exons. The coding region runs from base 1 to 1275 and encodes 424 amino acids. NCBI's taxonomy places the organism in Eukaryota, Metazoa, Porifera, Homoscleromorpha, Homosclerophorida, Plakinidae.
AUGGUAGAACUAAUUGACAAUAGUGACUCCCAGGAGGAGACAAUUAAGAGAGGCUGCACAAGCUGUUACUCGAUGAUGAAGAAGCUUUAUAUCGUUUGUUUUGCUACCGUUUUGCUUUGUCAGGCUUUUGGCGGUAAGAGACUCUUGCAGAGAUGGGAUUUUGAAACGAUGUCUGAUUGGCAAAAAUUGGAGGCCGAUGUCUUGGAUGGUGCUGCCAGGUGUACGCAAAAAGAGAAUACAUAUGCAGACGAAGAAUACUGCGAUUGUGAUUCGAUAUCGUCGCUCAUCAUGAUUGAUCCAAAGAAGACCUAUGAGUUCUCCAUUUAUAUCAAUGCAUCGGGGAUGACUAUGAGGAGCUAUUUUGGCUUCUUUGUUUAUGACAACAAUCGAGACAAAAUAGAGGGUAGCUGGAGUCUACCAUACUUCAUAAACUCUGAUAAUCAUAGUCAUAAGUGGGAUAAAUGGAGAGCAUAUAUUCUUCCUCGUCAAAAUCCAGACACUGACAGUGAUGGUCAACCUGAUGUUCAAAACCACAUGACUAAUGGAAAAGAAUGGCUAUGGCCAACUAAUGCUAGUUAUGUUUCUUUACGAUUUGGAUCGUGUUAUAACGGCACUGGACGUCUUGUGCCAAAUCGAGCACGCAGACAUCCACCAUACCCUGCAGGAGAGACGUGGUUUUGGUUUCCCACGCUUAGAGAAAUUGAACAGCCAUUGUCAAUUCUGUUUCCUGAUCGUCGUCAUCCAAAUAUGAGGAUGUUUGACAUAACGGAUUCUCGAGUCUGGUCAGCUAUGGCAAACUAUAGUGGGAUGGCAUUUGUAAACGGUAAACACACUCGUAUAGCAAGAAGCACAAAGCAAGGUCAAGAUUGUUACUAUCCGUGGGGCAUCACACGUCAAUUUCCGAUUGAUCCUAACAAUACAUAUGAAUUUAGUAUCUUUUUGCUGAGUACAGGCACAGAUCUAAACAACUUCCUUGGCUUUCAAGUCUAUGACGUAGCAUUCAAUAUUCUUAAUGUCAAAGGCACAGACAAACCAUACUUCAAAAGAACUGAAAAUGAUACAGAAACGUGGACACGAUGGAAUGGAUUUGUACUUCCAGCCACAACUGAUCCUAACGACAUUCCCAAAUAUUACAGCAACGGAGUAAGCUGGCAAUGGCCACUUAAUUCUAAGUAUGCUCAGCUGAGGUUCGGCACUUGCUAUGGCGAUGGAGACAACGCAGGAAAGACUUACUUUGCUUACCCUCAGGUCGUAGACUUUGAUCUACAGCCAUAGACAAGAACAGUCAGACGUCCAUCAUGUUCUUCGGUUUUCUCUCGAGUAGCAGUAAACCUUUCGUUCGUGUUUGUAGUCUGUGCAAUCAUGAAACAGUAAAAGCUGGCACGAUUAGCGUUUGUAGCACGUGCCAUAACUUUGGUAUUGUUAUCAGUGUCUUUGCAACAGCACAAAUAGCACUGCACAUGUUCGUAUAGCUUACCCCAUCAAAUCGAAGACUAAAA